Messenger RNA from Lottia gigantea (owl limpet), 1453 nucleotides. RefSeq lists its product as hypothetical. Lineage: Eukaryota; Metazoa; Mollusca; Gastropoda; Lottiidae. Bases 59 to 424 code for a protein of 121 amino acids. The transcript is spliced from 4 exons. The record is from RefSeq and is a predicted model, not a curated record.
UGAAACUGAAACUUCUUCUUCAGAAUCGAAUUCCGAUGACUUGUUAGAUAAAAUAUGGAUGGUGAGACCAUGUGAAAUGUAUGUUCAAGAAUUUAAAGAAUGUACAAGUAAACAAGGGCGUGAGCAUCAAAUGUAUAUUUUCGGCAGACAUAUGAAUUGUAGUAAAUGGGAAGAGGAUAAGGAAAAUUGUUUUAAAUUAAGGAAUGGAAAUGACAGUUCAGCAGCUAUUAAGAUAAUCAAACAUGAAUUAAUCAGGAGAGAAAAGAGAAUGGCUGCUGCCAAAAACAAUGAUGUCUGGGAAUAUAGAACUGGACCUCCUGAUGAUUGGGAUAAACCUUUAAAAGGUUGGAUGGAACAAAAAGAGAACACAAACUUGACCGCCACCCAAGCGGUGGAAAAAGGACGAUCUUGUGUUAUUAGUUGAUACAAGCUCAUUCAAAGUUUAUAUUCUACUUUCUGUAAAUGAACUGAAGUGGUUUAUUGUAAUUGGGACAAGACUGUCCAAAACUGAAUUGAUAAAUGAUAGAUAGCCGUGAAUGCUGAAUGAUUACAAAAUGUUUGCUGAAAAUGUAUUUGGAGAUAAUAUCUUUACCCAACUGGGUAAAAUUACCAUUAUUAUCUGUAUAGGUUUUAUGAAAGAGAAGCUCAGUUGAUAAAUAUGCGAUAAGGUGUCACAGAAAUGUUGGUUACAAUCUCAAUAUUUUUACAACAAUUUUAAGGAGUAAAAUCAAAUUUACAAAAAAUGUAAAAGUGAAAGUUUACAGCUUACAUAAUUUAUUAGCAAAAACUCGUUUGGCAAGUGACUGGCAAUGAGGUACCAGCAGAAUCAAUCCGCUUGGUGGCACUGUAAUGAAAUAUGAUGUCUCUGUAGCGACUGAUAUAUAGACUUGUAUUCACUAAUCUAUAGUUCUGUUUAUCUGGGCAUAGCACCUAGAAUAGAAUUCUAACAAUGACCUAACCUAAGAGCAAAUCUAGAUGACUUUUAAUACAUUUUAUAUGUUUUUUAAGUUAGGUUACAUAUUUAUUUUUGUCUGACUCUGCAAUUGAUGGAAAAUUGAUAUUUUCUCGAAAAAUCAACUUCAAAGUACAGUUUCUCAGAAACACAUGUCAAUCAAAAAUAUUUGUUGAAAAGCGAACUCAAUUUCACUUUGUAAUAAGUGUAGCAUGUCUUGGUGUAAAUUUUAGGCUUCUGAUACAAUCUAGUAAAGACGUCAAGGUAGUGAUUUUGGUUUUUUAGACUUACAAAGACACUAGAAGUAUUAUUACUACAAUAGCAGAUGAUAAUAUCAGUGUCCUACAUCACUAGUAUUUGACUCAAUGGUGUUGAUACCUCAGUAUUUUCAGGAUAAACAGAUAUUAUUGUAGUUUAUUCUAUAUAAAAACAAAAAGUUUUCUUCUUGUUUUGUAGGUUUGUUUUAUUUGUUUAAAAAAUGAAUAAAAAUACUGAAACAAU